GAGGUGGCCAGGGUGAUGACUCAGCAUCUGGGGCGGAGCGGGGUGGGACACUCUUUUAUAAAACCCCGCGGCCCGAGGCCUCCAUCUGCGCUACGCCCUUCUCCGAGGUCUACGUUGCAGUGUGCAGAGUCGGAGCCGCCGUCUACGCCGCAGCAAGCAGUGAGUCCGCGCCGCAGGGCCUCCGAGGGCUCCCCGGGCGCGGUGCCCGGGCUCCUUGGGGACCCGGAGCUGCCACGAGGGGCAGGCCGCCUGCAGCGUUGGGACGGCGAUUGGGAACCCUGGGCGGAGUUGGGGGCCUCCGGGCGCCCAGAGCGCGCACACCCGGGCCUGGACCCCAGCGCGGGCGAGUUCGCUGCACCCUGGUCCUGCUCUCCAGACUCUAACGACCUUCACCUUUCCCCUCUAGUGGCGCCCUACACCAUUGUGUACUUCCCAGUUCGAGGACGCUGUGAGGCCAUACGCAUGCUGCUGGCUGACCAGGGCCAGACCUGGAAGGAGGAGGUGGUGACCAUGGAGUCCUGGAUGCAGGGCAAGCUCAAAGCUUCCUGUCUGUAUGGGCAACUCCCCAAGUUCCUGGAUGGAGACCUCACCCUGUACCAGUCCAACGCCAUCCUGCGCCACCUGGGCCGCUCCCUGGGACUUUAUGGGAAGGACCAGAGGGAAGCAGCCCUGGUGGAUAUGGUGAAUGACGGCGUGGAGGACCUCCGCUGCAAAUAUGCUACCCUCAUCUACACUAAAUACGAGGAGGGCAAGAGUGACUAUGUGAAGGCCCUGCCUGGGCAUCUGAAGCCUUUUGAGACUCUGCUGUCCCAGAGCCAGGGGGGCAAGGCUUUCAUCAUGGGUGACCAGAUCUCCUUCGCAGACUACAACCUGCUCGACUUGCUGCUAAUCCACCAAGUCCUGGCCCCCAGCUGCCUGGAUGACUUUCCCCUGCUCUCGGCCUACGUGGCACGCCUCACUGCCCGGCCCAAGCUCAAGGCCUUCCUGGCCUCCUCAGACCAUGUGAACCGGCCCAUUAACGGGAACGGCAAGCAGUGAAGUCUCAUGGGGCUCCUGGAAGAGCCAGGACUUCUCACCUUUCUUUUCUCAGCACCAAUAAAUUUUCUAAGACCAAA
Molecule: messenger RNA, 1115 nt
Organism: Cavia porcellus (domestic guinea pig)
Lineage: Eukaryota; Metazoa; Chordata; Mammalia; Rodentia; Caviidae
Gene: Gstp1
Product: glutathione S-transferase pi 1
Exons: 6
Coding region: 16-1038 (340 amino acids)
Biological process (GO): glutathione metabolic process
Cellular component (GO): cytosol
Molecular function (GO): glutathione transferase activity
Source: RefSeq, a predicted model, not a curated record